Molecule: messenger RNA, 4507 nt
Organism: Tigriopus californicus
Lineage: Eukaryota; Metazoa; Arthropoda; Copepoda; Harpacticoida; Harpacticidae
Product: peptidyl-glycine alpha-amidating monooxygenase B-like
Biological process (GO): peptide metabolic process
Cellular component (GO): extracellular region; membrane
Molecular function (GO): copper ion binding; oxidoreductase activity, acting on paired donors, with incorporation or reduction of molecular oxygen, reduced ascorbate as one donor, and incorporation of one atom of oxygen; protein binding
Source: RefSeq, a predicted model, not a curated record
UUCAAGGGCGCGGGAAUGGUGUAAAGCCCAACCAGACAGUGGAUUAGGGAAUGUCUAUGCACGUCCUAUCGUCAGUUUAGUGGCCAAUAUAAUGCGGCUGUGGGCGUGUUUGAUGGGGCUAUGGGCCGGAUUGAGCCCAAUUCGAGCCCAUAGUGUGCAUACCCGGGGUGAACCGCCCGCUCAGGCGGGGAUGGGGUCGUCUUUUACCGUGAAUAUGCCCGGAGUGAAGCCACAGGGACAGGAUUCAUAUUUGUGUACGGCGUUUAAGGUGUCGGAUUUGCCGGUGGAAAGCCAUCCGUUCUAUAUCACCCGCUUUGAGCCGUCGCAAGCCCGGGGCGAGCGGGCUCAUCACAUGCUUUUUUACGGCUGUAAUAAGCCGUUUGGAUAUAAACCCGGCGAAACUUGGGAUUGUCGACAUCAUACGGUGUGUCAGGAAGGGUCGAGCGUUAUGUACGCUUGGGCCAAGAAUGCCCCGCCUACCACCUUACCCGCUGAUGUCAGUUUUGCUAUGGUGGACACACCGUACUUUGUGCUGCAAGUCCAUUAUGUGAACUCUUUGGAGGAAGCGGAUAACACGGGCCUUCAGUUGUAUUAUCAGACGCAAGCCACCAAAUAUUCAGCCGGCAUUUACCUCCUACUCCGGUCAAACCUACACAUUCCUCCCAAUGUGGCCAAAACUCACGGGGAUAUCAAUUGUCAAGUGGCCUCAUCCAAGCCCAUUCAUUUGUUCGCCUAUCGAACUCACGCUCACAAAUUGUCUACUGUCAUAUCGGGCUAUAUCUACUCGGCGGAUUCGGAUUCCUACACACCCAUCGCCAAAGGCAAUCCCCAAUGGCCUCAAGCUUUCUAUCCCAUGGACCAGAUUCACACCGUCAAGUCGGGGGAAUUCCUAGUGGCGCAGUGCACCUACGACACCAUCGGAUUCAAUCAAAGCACUCGCAUUGGUGCCACGGCGGGUGAUGAGAUGUGCAACCUUUAUCUGAUGUAUUAUAAGGAGGACUCUCAUGCUGAAUAUAAGAGUUGCUUCGACGUUCAGUCCACCAAGGUAGCCGAAAACAUUCCAAAGGACUCCGAUGUUCCUCUGCCUCCAAAUCCACUCUUGGAAGAACACGCCAAGCAUAGCCAUUUAGAUGAAGACAGCAUCACAACUCAUCGUUCCCGAGGUAAAGGAGAUUUGGACAACCCUUUGGAAGAGCCGAGUUCGGCCCAAGAAAAAGGUGGACGACGAAAAGGCGAUUUGGAAGCUCCCGUCGUAGACGAGACUCUGACCAAUGUCAAAUCAGUGGAGAUUCAUAUGGUCGGUGCCGUUCCGACGAUAAAUGAUGACUACAUGUGUCAAGCCUUCGAAAUCAAGAAUGUUCUUGAAAAUAAGUGUCGAAUCUAUAUUACCCAGUUUGAUGCCAACGCCAAUGCCCAAAGAGCGCACCACAUGAUUCUUCAGAAAUGCCGGCGACCCCUGAAACGCGAGGGAGAAAUCUGGAAUUGUUUGCAUCACUCCAUGUGUGAUGACCAGUCCAAGAUCAUGUAUGCUUGGGCCAAGGAUGCUCCGCCGACUGCGCUUCCACCAGAUGUAGGAUUUUCCUUGGAUGCGGACGAUGGGUUCUUGGUUCUCCAAGUCCAUUACAAGCACCCUUUGGAUGAAAAAGAUUUCACGGGAUUGACCAUGCAUUACACAGAGGACAGGCCAUCAAACAUCGCUGGGAUUUAUCUGUUGUACCGGUCCUACUUGCGGAUUCCACCUCAAGUACCCGUUGUUCAUGGAAAUAUUAAUUGUCGAAUUCCGACCCCAAUGACUCUAUUUGCUUUCCGUACUCACACCCAUAAGUUGGGUAAAGUUGUCACUGGAUACAAAUUCAAGGAUGGCGAGAUGAAGGAGUUUGCCCGUGGAGAUCCCCAGAAGCCUCAAACAUUUUACCCCAUGAAACAAUUCGAAACAAUCGAGUCUGGAGAUUAUUUAGUCGCUCGAUGUGUAUUUAACAGUAUGUCGAUGAAUGACACCGUUCGAAUUGGCGCUACUGCACAGGAUGAAAUGUGCAACUUAUACCUUAUGUAUUAUAGCCCAGAUGAAAACAAUAACUUUCACUUGUGCGGAGACGAACAAAUACGUCACAUCAGCACGCUUAUUCCUGAAGACACUCAAAAUCAAAUUCAAGGAGAAUUGCCCAUAUCUUAUUCCAACGAAGACAAUUCCAACUAUUUGGAUGUAAACUCAUCUGCAUUCGUUCCGAGUAAAAUCAAAAAGAAAGGUGGGUCCUCCGAUCAUCUUCGCUUCCGAAGACACGCUUCGUACUCUAACAACCACAUGCAACCUGGACAGAUCUAUCCGCAACAGCCGAUUCCUGUUCAAUACUCUUACCCUUCUCAAUCCCAAUAUCCCCUUCCCUAUCCAAUGCAGCAAGUUCCUCAAAAUAAUCCCCCUGCACUUGCUCCUCCCUCAAGUCCCAUUCAAUAUGGCUUCCCCGUAAUGGGUCCUAAUACUAACAACUUUGGUCUGGGUCAAUACAAUGGAGGUGUGGGUGGUGACGGGUUCUAUUCGCAAUUUCUGCCUCAAGCGGGCCAACCAGAUCCGAAUCUGCAACAACAACAACCACAACAACAGUUUGGUCCUCGGCCUGUGAAUCCCCAAGAUCAAACCAAAGAGCCUAAUUCGGUGACAAGGCCGUCAACCGAGGCCACGACUCGAAAACCUCGUCCAAUCGCUAGCAUUCAUGGUGUUAAUGAAGGAAACCGGAAGGGAAAGCAAAUGGAGAAAGGCCUCUAUCCAGUGCCAAAUUGGCCGCCAAAGAUAACCAUGGACAAGAUCGGACAAGUUUCUGGCGUGUCUCUGGAUAUUUAUGGCAACCCCGUGGUAUUUCAUCGUGGAGAUCGAAUCUGGAAUUUCAAUACCUUCAAGUCAAAUAACGUCUAUAGUGGGGAUAAAGAUAAACCGAUCAAAGAUGACACCAUUCUAACUCUGGAUGGCGCGGGCAACAUCAUCAAUUCAUGGGGAUCCAACUUGUUCUUCCUCCCACAUAUGUUAACUGUUGAUAAACAAAACAAUAUUUGGGUUACGGAUGUAGCCAUGCAUCAAGUCUUCAAGUUCCAGCCCUAUGGAGGACCCACCAAGAAACCCGUCAUUGUUCUGGGCGAUCCCUUCGUUCCUGGUCGAGAUGAUCGACAUUACUGCAAACCCACCGCUGUAGCUGUUUCUGACGAUGGCAAGACGUUUUACGUGGCUGAUGGUUAUUGUAACUCUCGGAUUAUUAAGUACAGUCUACGGGUGGAUAAGGAUGGCUAUCACAAUGUGUCUAUUGUAACUCAAUGGGGACAAGCCAACGGAGCGGGUUUGAGUAUCACUCGUAGUCCUUACGCCUUCAACAUUCCUCAUGGUUUGGCUUUAGCCUCGGACAAGAACUUGAUUUGUGUGGCAGAUCGAGAAAACGGCCGAAUCCAAUGUUUUAACGCCGAUUCCGGAAACUUUGUUCGUUCCCUUCAACCUCCUGAAAUGGGUAGCACUGUCUAUAGUGUGGACUACGCCCCUGUUGGAGGAGGAAGAAUCUACGCUGUGUGUGGACCUGAACCUUUUGGAGUCCUAACCGGCAAAGUUACCCAAGGUUAUGUCAUUGACAUCAAUUCUGGCAACGUUCUCUCUACCUUCAAUGGGGAUGGAAAAGGCUUCCAAAAGCCGCAUGACUUGGCCGUCACUCCCAAUGGUUCCAUUGUGUACGAGGUCGAAUUACAGCCAUUCAAAGUGUGGAAACUGACCGAUGGAAAAACUGUCAUUCCUGGUAACGCACUCCCAACCUAUCCUGCCGUCCCUGGAUCCCCCUUCCAAACUGACGGGCUCAAUCCUGCCUCUAAACUUGCCAAAGAAAGCCUCGAGAAGAUCGGGAACAUGAUUCCAACCUCGGGUAUUGGUGCCACUGUGGCCUUAGCCUCUGUGGUUCUCACAUGCUUGAUCUCGCUUUGUUUAGCCUGUCGAAGGUGUCGGAAACGAGGAAAGGGAACCAUGACUGCAGGAGCCAAAAAGAAAGGGGACGGAAAAUUGGAUUUGGGAGACUUGCUGGGUCGAUCCAAAGAGGGAUUCCAGCCUCUGAAGCAAGACGACGACGACGAAGCAGCCAACUUGUCUAGUGAUUCCGAUGAUUUGGAAGAAUUCUCAGUGCCCGCUCUUCGAGCUUAUGAACUACGUUAUCGGCCUCAAAUCAGAAGACAUGAGAGACGCGAAACUCUGUUUUUGACUUAAUCCCGCCUGUGAUAAAUUCCGAAUUCAAAGGAUUGGCGUUGUGCUUCCUGACCCCUCGAACAGGAUUGUGGUUGCUUUCUUUCGUGUAUGCUACGUUAUACAUUUUUUUAAAUUGUUCAAUGUGAGUUGCUGUUUCAUGUUUAGCUAGUAAUUCAAGCUUUAGAUGUCUAGAACAAUGUUAGUCCAUCAUUGUAUAGUUUACACCUCAGAUCCCAAACAUGCUCUAUUCCAAAUUGACAAGAUGUAUUCUAGCACCUUAAAUAUACAAACUGUACAAGUGGA